AUGAAUAGACCUUCUGAAGUAACGGACCGAUCAAUGCCUUUCAAAUAUACUAAACCUUUAAAUGUGAAUGGUCAGCGUACAAAUAUUGAAGGCUGCCCAAAUACAACAUGGAUGGGUAAUCGAAAAGAGAGUAAUACUAAACCAAAUAAAAACACGAAGUUUCAAACUUCAAUGCUUGUUCAGGAAUCUAAUGAGCCAGGUUUUUCUCAAACUUUGAGCAGUACAGGAGGAAAACAAAGUAAUAUGCAGCGCAAAGUCCCGGACUACUACCAUCAUAUUAAAAAUCAGAAUAGUAAUUCGAGCUUACAGCAAAUGAAUACUAGUUCUCAUUAUAGAGUUACAGAUUCAACGAUUCCUCAGUAUAGCAAUGCUCUUAAUUAUACGUCCCACCAAAACGCAAAUUUAACUUCUGGAUAUUCAAGCUUCAACGCAGGAUUCCCUUAUCAGUCAGCACCAGCACAAACACCUCAUUACACGACUUAUCCUUACUAUAAUCUUAAUGCUGAGGCUGAGAGCGACAGUUGUAUCGGUGAAAGCUUCCCCGUUUACUUUGAUCCUAGAAGUGCAGCGAACAUGUCCCAUAAAGAAAAAGUCAACAACUGGAUCGAUAAUAUCCCAAUUUAUGAGAUUGACGAAGAUAUUUGGGGUGACGAUUGUUUUACCGUGGAUUAUUCAGUCAAUUGGGAUGAACAAGACUUCGAUAAUCAUCAGAAGUACAGUAAUAAUGUUAUUUCCAACAUUACUUCUGAUGAAGUACUUUUUAUGCAAAGUAAGAAAAUAGAUAGCUUAGUUCGUAGAAUGUACUACAUUGAACAAGAAAUAAAUAUUAACGUACACGAUGAACUGGCAGUUGCUCAAGAGACAUGA
Molecule: messenger RNA, 867 nt
Organism: Kazachstania africana CBS 2517
Lineage: Eukaryota; Fungi; Ascomycota; Saccharomycetes; Saccharomycetales; Saccharomycetaceae
Gene: PFS1
Product: Pfs1p
Exons: 1
Coding region: 1-867 (288 amino acids)
Source: RefSeq, a predicted model, not a curated record